UCCAUCAUUUCUUUCUCUUGUUUAUUGGCAGCCAUGGACUGCAAAGACAGGCCGGUGUUUCCAGUCAAGAAGCUAAUACAAGCUCGUCUGCCCUUCAAACGCUUGAAUCUGAUCCCAAAGGAGAAGCCGGAGGAUGGGGCUCCAGCUGCUGCUCCUCUGGGGGCCUCACUGGACAGUUCGGAGCACGAGUGUGCCCUGCCCGCUGAGCAAGACUUUGGGCCCAAACUUGUCAAUGGGAAGGGACCCUUAGACUCCUUCUUGUGUAGCAAGGCCCGCAGCAGCCUGGGCCCAGCCACUGUCGUCAUUGACCUCACCGAGGACUCCACGGACCAGGCUGACCUCGUGGCCCCUAAGAAACUGAGCAAUGACACCUUGUCCUCAGAGGAGGGGGUCAGUGGGGUCCAGGACCCCGGAGAACCCGACAAUGGGGAUCCGCAGCCGCUGCCCCCUGACAGUGAGGAGAGUGGGUCAACAUCCCCUGAAGAGUCCCUUUUGGAUAGUUCCUGCUCCACAGAGGAUGAAGCAGGGGCGGCAAGCCCGCAGAGGGGCUUUCGCCCUGCCUGCCAGGAUCUGAUUCCGGGGCUCAGCAUCUAUCCCCUUGAGGAGCAGGACUGCUGGCGUCGCACCGGGCUCAUCCUCUGCAAAGAUGGCAAGGUGCCAGUGGUGGUCCUGCGAGACCUCCGGGUCUCCAAGCUCCUACCUCUCGCCUGCUCACUGCUGCAUCCACCCUCUGAAAGUGAGGCCUCGCCUGAGUCGGGCCCUGAAGACGUGUCCUCCCUGAGCUCCUCACCCACUAGCUCCCCUGAGGUCCUGGCAACCUCCUGGAAGGGACACAGUGAUGCCCAGUGCCUGCAAGCCAGCAUGCCCAUCCCCAGAAAACCUAAGAAACUGGUCAGAGAUUCCGCAGAGAAGCUCAAGAGGAGAUUGCAAAGAGAAAAAGACCGACUGGGCAAGCAGCUGCGGCUGCAGGCGGAGAAACAGGCCAAGGAGCGGCUGCGGGAGGAGGCAAAGCAGGCCAAGGAGGCGGCGCGGCGGAAGCGGGAGGAAGAGAAGGAGAUGAAGGAGAAGGAGCGGCGGGAGCGGCGGGCGCAGGGUGAACGGGAGCGGGCCGAGAAGCAGCGGCAGCGCGAGGAGCGGCGCAAGGAGAAGCAGGAGGCUCUAGAGGCAAAGCAAGAGGAGAAGAGGAAGAAGGAGGAGGAGAGACGGUUGCGGGAGGAGGAGAAGCGCAUUAAAGCCGAGAAGGCAGAGAUCACGCGAUUCUUUCAGAAACCAAAGACCCCCUCGGCCCCCCCCAAGACCCUGGCCGGCUUCUGCGGCAAGUUCGCGCCGUUCGAGAUCAAAGAGCACAUGGUCCUGGCUCCUCUGUGCCGUGUGGCCUUCGACCAGGACCUCAGCGACAGGCUCGACGGGCUCCUGCAGCAGCAGUGCAGCGACACCACCUUCCUUGAUGAGCUCCAGGGCCGCCGGCCCCUCAGCUCGGGCCCCACCAUGAGCCCCAGCCGGAGCACUGACCUCGACCUCUCCAACAGUGACGUGGUGAUUGUGGAGAGCGGCAAGGUUGAUGGGGUGCCUGAGCGGCGCAGGUUUGGCCGCAUGAAGCUGCUGCAGUUCUCUGAGAACCACCGGCCUGCCUACUGGGGCACCUGGAACAAGACCACAGCUGUCAUCCGGCCCCGCCAGCCCUGGGCCCAGGACACAAAGCUUCUGGACUACGAGGUAGAUAGCGAUGAGGAGUGGGAAGAGGAGGAGCCAGGCGAGUCCCUGUCCCACAGCGAAGGGGACGAGGAUGAUGAAGUGGGAGAUGAUGAAGAUGAGGAUGAUGGCUUCUUCGUGCCCCAUGGGUACCUGUCUGAGGACGAAGGAGUGACUGAGGAGUGUGCCGACCCUGAGAACCACAGGGUCCGGCAGAAGCUGAAGGCGCAAGAGUGGGACGAGUUCCUGGCCAAAGACAAGCGCUUCCGGGUGUUGCAGCCCACCAAGGUCGGCUGCUUGUGGGAGGCUGACAGGGCCAGUGGCGCCUCAGAGCAAGACUUCAAAGUGCUGCAGCAAUUCCGCAUAUGCCUAUUGGAGACGGCGCCCCCGGAGGAUGAGCAGACGCCCAAGAACUCGAAGCGACACCAGAGGGACAGGCAAAUCUUGGGCCAGCUGCUGCCACUGCUGCACGGGAACGUGAAUGGGAGCAAAGUCAUCAUCCGAGAGUUCCAGGAGUGCUGCCGCCGGGGCCUGCUGGACAGGGACACGGGCAGCCCCGAGAGCAGUUCCGCCAGCCCCACCAGCCCCGGCUCCUCCCGCCCGCAGACCCCCACGGCCACCCCCGACGACUCAGCCGUCCCGUCCAAGGCCCGGCUCAAACGGCUCAUCUCAGAGAACUCGGUAUACGAGAAGCGGCCCGACUUCCGCAUGUGCUGGUAUGUGCAUCCGCAUGUGCUCCGCAGCUUCGACCAGGAACAGCUGCCCGUGCCCUGCCAGUGGAGCUACGUCACCACCGUGCCCUCGGCCACCAGGGAUGAAGGCAGUGUGCCCGUGACGGGUGCCAGCCAGGGCACACUGGUGUCACUGAAGCGCAAGUCAGCAGGCAGCAUGUGUAUCACGCAAUUCAUGAAGAAGCGCCGGCACGAGGGCCAGGUCGGAGCUGGGGACCUCGACGGAUUCCAGGCGGACACGGAGGAAGAGGAGGACGAUGACGGUGACUGUGUCAUCAUGGACAUCUCGGAAGCGGGGGCAGAUGCCCAGCACCUGUGUGGACCAGUCCCCGCAGCAGGCAGGCCAGGGGGUGGGGGCAGCAGUGAGGCAGCUGGCAGUCUGCUGGGGUCCUGCUGAGCGCAGCUCUGGCCUGAGGGAGGCUCAGCCCCCCCAAGAGCCUUUGCGAUACUUGAACCUCUGACCCUCGAAAGGAAACAGCACUUUGUCCCGCUUCGCAGACCUUCUUGAGGUCUGGCCAGUUUGCCCAGGAGACUGACCGUCCACAUCUGUACAGAGCCCGCCCCACCCGGCUGCCUGCCCCUGCCCCGAGGGAAGCAUUACUGUGCCCAGUGGGCCUGGGUGCCCUGCCCUGCCCCACCCCGGCAGGCACUGUGGCCAGAGGCUGUAA
Suncus etruscus (white-toothed pygmy shrew) is the source of this 3091-nucleotide messenger RNA. It is a transcript of the gene CHAF1A, whose product is annotated as chromatin assembly factor 1 subunit A. NCBI's taxonomy places the organism in Eukaryota, Metazoa, Chordata, Mammalia, Eulipotyphla, Soricidae. The record is from RefSeq and is a predicted model, not a curated record. Gene Ontology annotation, biological process: nucleosome assembly. The transcript is spliced from 14 exons. Gene Ontology annotation, cellular component: nucleus; CAF-1 complex. Bases 34 to 2820 code for a protein of 928 amino acids.